UCGAGUUAUAAAUAACAAGUUGCGAUUGGUUUUUAACAUAAUAUAACAUAUCAUUCCACAAAUAAAAAUUAUGGAAAAGUACAUUAUUAGUACGAUUCUCGUUACUCUUUUCUUCUUCUGCAAACAUGCUGUGGCAAAUGAAGCCGGACCCACAACCAAGCACUAUGUAGUGUAUAUGGGAGAACACUCUUCCCUCUAUUCAGAUUCCGUAAUAUCGUCGAACCAUGAAUUGCUUGCAUCAGUUGCUGGAAGUAUUAGUCAAGCUGAAGAAGCGACAACUCACCAUUAUUAUAAGAGCUUUCGAGGCUUCUCCGCCUUUCUCACGCCAAAACAAGCACAAAAACUUCGCGAGACAGAAUCAGUUAUUUCAGUUUUCGAAAAUAAGAGUGCCAAGCUACAUACUACUCAUUCCUGGGAAUUCCUUGGAAUCGAUACUAUUCCACAAAAUAACGAGCAGACGAAAAUGGACCCCAAAGCAGAUGUGAUUGUUGGUGUUUUUGAUACGGGAGUUUGGCCCGAGUCUCAGAGCUUUAGUGAUGAUGGAUUGGGGCCUGUGCCAGAGAGAUUCAAAGGAACAUGUGGAGAUCAAGCUGAUGCGCCGCUGUUUCCUUGCAACAAGAAAAUAAUUGGUGCUCGGUUCUACCCAAAGACAUAUGACGACCUGGUAAAUUCUGGAGAAGUUAAUCCUCUACGCGCAGAAUUCCGAUCACCUCUUGAUCACAACGGCCAUGGAACUCACACUGCAUCAACAAUUGCUGGAUCAGUGGUUAAUAAUGUGAGCUAUUUUGGUAUGGCUAGCGGUACGGCAAGAGGUGGCAUUCCCAAUGCAAGACUCGCAAUAUAUAAAGUAUGUUGGCCACUCCCUGUCGGCUGUCCUUAUGCGGACAUUCUUUCCGCCUUUGAUGAUGCCAUUCAGGAUGGAGUCGAUAUCAUUUCUAUGUCGAUAGGGAUAGCUCCAUCAAAUUCGUUAAAACUCUUAUCGGAUCCAUUCACAAUUGGAUCUAUCCAUGCAUUUACGAAUAAUAUUCUUCUUUCGGCUUCGGGGGGAAAUGAUGGGAAAUCUAGCAGUGUAUCACAUAUUGCUCCUUGGACUCUCACAGUCGCUGCUAGUACUAUUAAUCGAGAAUUGAAUUCCAAUGUCCAGCUUGGGAAUAAUGUAACUCUGAAAGGUUCAGCGAUAAACUCGUUACAGAUGGAUAAAUAUUAUGGUAUCAUAGAUGCAACUGCUGCAGCUUCUGAUGUAAAUCAAGUGGAACGGGCCAAAUAUUGCCUGGAGAAGAGUCUUGAUGCCAACUUGAUCAGGGAAAAGAUAGUAGUGUGCACGGCUGAGACAAAAGAUUUUAUUAUGGAAAACAGACUUACCAAAGGCGUCGUUGUAAACAAUGGUGGUGGUGUCGGAAUGAUUCUUUUUGACCCAUUUAUUGGAAACGAAUUGGGCAUUGAAAAUGUUAUUCCAACUACCGUUCUUGGAUCAAAAGAAAUAGAAUUCCUUCAAGAAUACUUAAGAACUGAAAAGAUUCCGACUGCAAUCAUACAUCCAACAGAAACAGUAAUUAGCGACACCAUUCCAGCACCAGAUAUGGCUUUCUUUUCAUCAAAGGGACCAAAUAUUGUCGCCACUGACAUUAUCAAACCUGAUAUUACAGCACCUGGUGUGAACAUAUUGGCUUCCAAGCCUCCACCAUCUAGAGAAGGAGCUGCCAUAUAUAAGUUUGAUUCAGGAACAUCCAUGUCCUGCCCACAUGUUUCUGCAGUUGCUGCUAUUAUAAAGAGUCACCACCCUUCUUGGAGUUCAUCAGCUAUUAAAUCAGCCAUAAUGACAACAGCUUAUGCGAUGCAUAAAACCGGGGGAGAACGUAUACUGAAAAAUCUGAAAGGUUCUUCAACGACGCCAUUCGACUACGGAUCUGGACACAUAAAUCCUGCAGCCGCAUUAGAUCCUGGACUCAUAUAUGAAUACGGUACCCAUGACAUGAUCAACUUCAUAUGCAGUAGUACCAACCAGACAAAAAUUCCACUACUUGAAGCGAAUUGUCCCGACACACCAGUUCCCACGUAUGAUCUAAACUAUCCUUCAAUUGGUGUAGCCACUAUGGAUGGAAGUGUAACAGUUAAUCGAACAGUCACAUACUACGGAGAGGGCCCAGCAAUUUUUGAUUCCGAAGUCAUUUUAGACAACCCUAAUGUGAAGUUCAUAGUGACACCCAAACAACUCGAGUUCAAAGAAGCUGGUGAAAACAUAUCGUUUAGUGUUAAAUUUAUGGCUGACAGUACUAGUCCUGGCAGUUUGGUGUUCGGAUCCUUAACUUGGAGCUUCGGCAACAAAUACAAAGUUACAAGUCCCAUCGGACUUAAUUUGGCUUCAGCAAUCGUAUCAAUCGAUUAACAAGGUAAUCAAGUAUGAAAAGUUACAUGUUUUCAGCUGCUAUGUAUUUGUACGUACAUGGAGAUUGAUUUGUUAUAUGGGAAAUAUCAAAUAUGUGAAGAAAUAAAUGUAGUUAAAACCUAAGCUACGAGUGAGGAGACGAGGAGGACGGCUCAUUAUUUGAAGCUAAAUAAAUGUUUUCCUACUGUACACAGAUGAUUGAGCACCAUAUGUACUGCUUACUCCUACUAAUAAAGAAAAUGUUAUUAUGUCUA
Papaver somniferum (opium poppy) is the source of this 2640-nucleotide messenger RNA. Its product is annotated as subtilisin-like protease SBT5.3. NCBI's taxonomy places the organism in Eukaryota, Viridiplantae, Streptophyta, Magnoliopsida, Ranunculales, Papaveraceae. The record is from RefSeq and is a predicted model, not a curated record. Bases 71 to 2386 code for a protein of 771 amino acids. The transcript is spliced from 11 exons. Gene Ontology annotation, biological process: proteolysis. Gene Ontology annotation, molecular function: serine-type endopeptidase activity.